GGCCAGUUGUACUGUUAGAGGGGCCAGUUACAUUAGACGUUACUGUUGUCAUAUCAUUUUCUUCACUGCAUUGCAGGCAUUAGCAGGCGAAAAGACCAUGUUCAUAAUCAUCAUCGUUGCCACUGUCUAAUAACGGAUGUAAAAAAAGAACAUAGCAAAAAUGAGUUGUGUAAAAAUGAUUUCAUACUCCACAUUAAGGGCCCCCCCCCCCACAUUUUUUUUGUCACGGGCACAAAAAGUGCACUAUCCUACAUGAGUGCGCUGGUAUAACGGUUGCUGUCCUUUCAGAUUCAUGAACCUGGGUGCCUUAUGUAGGCACCCGAGUGGCACAGCGGUCUAAGGCACUGCAUCUCAGUGCUUGAGGCAUCACUACAGACACCCUGGUUCGAAUCCAGGCUGUAUCACAACCGGCAGUGAUUGGGAGUCCCAUAGGACAGCGCUCAAUUGGCCCAGCGUCGUCUGGGUUUGGCUGGUGUAGGCCUUCAUUGUAAAUAAGAAUUUGUUCUUAACUGACUUGCCUAGUUAAAUAAAAAAAAUCCUUGACCCAUUGGAAGUUUCACCCAGUUGACUACUUCAAAAUGGUGAAAGUCUUCAAUGGUGCUGCCCAUGUUAAAAAGUAUUUUGGGCACUAGAGUCCUAUAUCUAUCUAUAUGGAAAUACUAUUCAACACUUUGGUAGAUCAAGUACAAAAUAUACUGAACAGAAAUAUAAAUGCAACAUGCAACAAUUUCUGAGUUACAGUAAGGAAAUCAGUCAAUUUAAAUAAAUUCAUUAGGCAUAAAUCUAUAGAUUUCACAUGAAUGGGUAGGGGUGCAGCCAUGGGUGGCCUGGGAGGGCCACUGGGGAGACAGGCCCAGCCAAUCAGACUGAGUUUUCCCCACAAAAGGGAUUUAUUAAAGACAGAAGUACUGCUCAGUUUCAUCAGCUAUCCGGGUGGCUGGUCUCAGACAAUCCCGCAGGUGAAAAAGCCAGCUGUGGAGGUCCUGGACAGGCGUGGUUACAUGUGGUCUGCGGUUUGUGAGGCCGGUUGGACGUACUGCCAAAUUCUCUAAAACGACAUUGGAGGUGGUUUAUGGUAGAGAAAUUAACAUUCAACUCUCUGGCAACAGCUCUGGUGCCAAUUGCACGCUCCUUCAAAACUUGGGACAUCUGUAGCAUUAUGUUGUAUGAGACAACUGCACAUUUUAGAGUGGCCUUUUAUUGUCCCCAGCACAAGGCACACCUGUGUAAUAAUCAUGCUGUUUAAUAAUCUUCUUGAUAUGCCACACCUGUCAGGUAGAUGGAUUAUCUUGGCAAAGGAGAAAUGCUCACUUACGGGAUGUAAACAAAUUUGUGCACAUUUGAGAGAAAUACGUUUUUUUUGUGCAUAUGGAACAUUUCUGGGAUCUUUUAUUUCAGCUCAUGAAACAUGGGACCAACCCUUUACAUGUUGCUUUAUAUUUUUGUUCAGUAUAGCAUGCUCAGCUUCUGCUAUUAUAUCUGCUAUGAUAUCCCAUUUUCUAAAGUCUUGAGAAAAACAAGGUCUAAAAAUGUGGAAGGUAUAUAGGCUAAGAGUUAUUUAUGGUCACGAAAUAAAUGUUUAUAUUAAUAAUUCUGGUAUAGAAUGUUUAGAAUAUGGUCCAUAAUCAAUAUGCAUUGAUUCAAAUAGUCAAUUUGAAUUGUGUAUCCAGGUCAUCAUUGAUCAUAUCAAAGAAUUCCUCAUGGUCUACUGUAUAUUGGUUUUGAAUAUCCACUGUGCGCCCUAGUGUUUUCAGCUACAAACAUGCGGUAAUGCUUUGUGAAACGAUGAGAUUUCUGGUGCAGCAUGUUGGGGGUUUCGCGCAGUGUCAGUGUCACUACAUUACCGCUUGCACGCAUUUAUUGAAAGAACGGAUUGCAAUGUCAAUCGGAGGAAUGCGCUGAUCUCGGGAACUAUAGAACAGACACAGGAGAACAGACACUCAUCGAUGAGCCAAACUGAGGCAAGUAUCUUCGUAUUAUGGUCUAUAUUAGCCUACUAAUGUUGGCGCAAAUAUUAUUUGGAUAUUGCUUGUUUUAUUAGAAUAUGUUUCGACCAAAUGGGUGUAGCUUGCUGUAGUUAUUUUACGCGUUGUAAACUUACGGUCAGAAUGUAUAUUCCAUGGGCGCAAUGAAAAUGAUAGGGCACCGGAUAGGCGACAUGUAUCCGAUUUGUGUGUGAAAAGUGUAAUUUAGUCAGCAGGCGUAGGAUCAUAUUCAAACCAUCUGCCCAACAUUGUUUUCAGAAUUGUUGGUGGCAAUAUUACCGUUAUGCGCAUGCAAUAACCUUUUAUGGAUAGCCUAUAUUUUAUUGUAUACCCUAUAUAUGGCAAAAGAGGCCCUACUUUAUUAUGCUGCGGGUGUGGUGUCAAGUCGGUUCCACUGGUUAGUUGGUCAGUAUGGAGCAGUGCAGAUUCUCAAAUUGGAGUCCUCAUUCAAAGAUUCUGAUAUGUUGAUAAAAACAACCUAUUUUCUUCCCUAUGUUUCAUCAAUGGUUUAUCCUUGAUUCAUCAUGAUUUAACAUAAAACUACUAUUGAAACUGUUACUAAUAUAUAUGCUCCACAACAAGGACCUCCUUAGUUACAGCCCCUUGAAUAGAUAAUGAAGGGCUUGUAGUGGUGCAUUGAGAGUAACAGCAACAUCUAGGCCCUAGGGACUUGAAAAUACUUGUUCCUCUCCUGCUUCUUGUCAAUGACACAGCUGGUUGAUCCAUAGAAUUAGGAAUCGGAAUACUAAUUAAUGAACUAAUGUAAUUUAAUAGGAUUUCUAUGGGUUUAUCCAUGAUCACUGGUGGGUCAUAUGUGGGAGAAGGAGAGUGUGAGAGACUAGCCUAUAUAGUCCUUAGUUAUCUCCCAGCCGCUUGUUCCGAACCUAGGAAAGGCUGCUGGUGUCAAAUGGAUGUCGCUGGUUUGGUUCCACUGUCAAUCAAUAUCAGGCCAAUAAAAACUUUCCAAUCUCUUAGGUCUAUAGAGCCAUUGGACCUUUGUGGCCGUGGUCACUUUCUGCAUGCCUCAGGCAGCUCAGGUCUGUCUAGAUGGAGAUGUCUGCGGGUCCAGCGGGGGGCACGCAGAGGACUGGUACGGUGAAGAGGAAGAUGUGGGGGGGCCUGAGGCAGCAGUGGAAGCUUCUCGGCCUGUUUGAGAUCGACCAGCAGCACGAGUUCUACAGCCUCACCUCUAUGAUGAAGGAAGGCCUCUCUGCAGCCGUGCAGAACACCAUCGACAACCCACCACCGGAUGAAUUGUCGGAAGAUGACUACAGAUUGGAGGUCACUCAAAUACAUGAGGACUUCAGAAUGGAGACGUUUGCAGGGCCAGUGUUUGCCAGCUUGCGUCGCUCCUUGGGGAUGACAGAAAAGGAGUAUCAGCACUCUCUCUCCAACGACGGUUCCUACCUGCAGUUCAUCAGCAACUCCAAAAGCAAGGCCGACUUCUUUCUCACGAACGAUAAGCGGUUCUUUCUGAAGACCCAGAACAAGAGAGAGGUGCAAUUCCUCCUGUCCAACCUAAGAAUCUACAUGGAGCACCUAGAGAAGUAUCCUCAUUCACUGCUGGUCAAGUUCUUAGGUGUCCACAGGAUCAAAAUUCCACAUAGGAGGAAGAAGUACUUUAUUGUAAUGCAGAGUGUUUUUUACCCUGACGAUCGAAUCAAUGCCAGGUAUGACAUCAAGGGUUGUGAGGUGAGCCGGUGGACAGACCCAGCCCAAGAGGGAAGUCAGGUUAUUGUUGUCCUCAAGGACUUGAACUUCGAGGGCCAGUACAUCACUCUGGACCAGCAUCGUCCAUGGCUGCUUCGGCAGGUGGAGAUUGACACGUCGUUCCUGCAGAGACUCAAUGUGCUGGACUACAGCCUCCUGGUGGCUCAUCAGCCCCUGCACCAGGAUGAACGCCACCAGUGCCUGUCCUUCGCCACCCUUAUCAUGCGCACUAAAAAGUCAGUGAUCACAUGCUCAAGUCCCACCCAUGCGGGCAUGCCCACUGUUCCGGGGGCGGUCCCAGAGGAAGAUUCCGCCCUGUUGAUAUCAGAGAUGGACGCCGGGACAGGAAGUUGCAGCGUUACUGAGUCACGGGUAGGAAGUGCCCUGGGCAGUGCCCCUUCCGGGAGACCCUGUACUGAGCAGCCGGUGGGAAUGGUCACGGAUUCGAUGGAACUGCGAGACUUCCAGGCCCAGAACCGCCGGCUGCUGCCCAACUUCAGAAACCCGCUGCAUGUCAUUGACGGACCGGAGCAUCGCUACUUUGUGGGCAUCAUCGACAUCUUCACUGUCUACAGCUUCAAGAAGAGGCUGGAGCAUUGGUGGAAGAGACUGCGGCACCCAGGGCAGGCCUUCUCCACCGUCAGCCCCCCCGCUUACUGCCAUAGGCUCUGCCAGUGGGUACAGGACCACACCAGGUAGACUCAAAAAGAGGGGAGGAUGAGGAUGGUUACUCCCGCUAGCACGCUGUCUGCCCAGGGACACACAUGCACGCAAAUACACACACACACAGACUAGCAACUGUGAUGCUGUUCAGAGACAUAAAGCUAUUCUUUUAAAGCGCUGUAAUUUCA
Salmo salar (Atlantic salmon) is the source of this 4546-nucleotide messenger RNA. RefSeq names its product phosphatidylinositol 4-phosphate 5-kinase-like protein 1. The record is from RefSeq and is a predicted model, not a curated record. Gene Ontology annotation, biological process: phosphatidylinositol phosphate biosynthetic process. Gene Ontology annotation, cellular component: plasma membrane. Lineage: Eukaryota; Metazoa; Chordata; Actinopteri; Salmoniformes; Salmonidae. Gene Ontology annotation, molecular function: 1-phosphatidylinositol-4-phosphate 5-kinase activity.